Bolinopsis microptera is the source of this 782-nucleotide messenger RNA. RefSeq names its product eukaryotic translation initiation factor 3 subunit K-like. The record is from RefSeq and is a predicted model, not a curated record. The coding region runs from base 34 to 708 and encodes 224 amino acids. NCBI's taxonomy places the organism in Eukaryota, Metazoa, Ctenophora, Tentaculata, Lobata, Bolinopsidae. Gene Ontology annotation, cellular component: eukaryotic translation initiation factor 3 complex; cytoplasm. The transcript has a single exon. Gene Ontology annotation, molecular function: translation initiation factor activity; ribosome binding. Gene Ontology annotation, biological process: regulation of translational initiation.
UUUAACAUUUUGAUUAUACCAGGUUACCCUGUUAUGGUCAUGGAUCCACAAACUCAAUUCGAGCAAAUGAAGGAGGAGGCCUUCUACUCCAUGGAGGGGCUGGGACGACUGAACCCCGAAAAACUUGACUUCUAUGUUGACUAUCUGAAGUUUCAAGUUGAGCAUGGUUAUUAUGAUGGCGAUGCUAAUUUGAACAUUCUCAAGUUGUAUCAGUUCUCACCAGAUCUGAUAACUAGAUCCAGCAUUGAUAACGUCCACUAUGUGCUAGUGAAGGCUCUGAUGCAACUCCCAAGGAGCGACUACGUGUUCUGUCGCGCUCAACUCUCCCAGGAAAUGAUAGACGAUAACCUGACGAAGAAGAUAGAUGAUGUGGCCACACUCUUGGAGACCUGCCAGUUCCCAGAGUUCUGGAAUGUGAUACAAGAAGAGAAGAUAUUUACAGAGAUGACAGGGUUCACGGAGUGUGCCAGGAAGUUCAUAUGUCACGUGGUUCAGCUCACAUAUAAAAACAUUGAGGAGGAUUUCCUAAUGCAGUUGCUGGGGCCUAGCGUCGACAAGGAUUUAUUUUUGGAAAUUGUAGCAGAGGAGAAAUGGGACCAUAAUGGGGACAGUGUGUUUGUAGGCCACAAAGAGGAGAUGGUCGAACAGAAAGAGAUCAUAGAGAAGAUGCCCAUUGAGGUUGUGACACCCAUCCUGGCUAUCAGAUAGAUUUUGUUUUUGGGUUGCUAAAUUAUUUGUUAUUGAAAUCUGACAAUUUUAUCCUAUUUCAUGCCUCCAUGAAA